Molecule: messenger RNA, 2714 nt
Organism: Calliphora vicina (urban bluebottle blowfly)
Lineage: Eukaryota; Metazoa; Arthropoda; Insecta; Diptera; Calliphoridae
Gene: dnt
Product: tyrosine-protein kinase Dnt
Exons: 5
Coding region: 634-2325 (563 amino acids)
Biological process (GO): cell surface receptor protein tyrosine kinase signaling pathway; protein phosphorylation; multicellular organism development
Cellular component (GO): signaling receptor complex; plasma membrane
Molecular function (GO): ATP binding; protein kinase activity
Source: RefSeq, a predicted model, not a curated record
UUCAAGAGUGCAGGGUGUUUAAUACUGCGCUUGUUCAUAACAAUAAUAUUAAUUUUACAUAUAUAAAUUUUCAUUACACCAGAAUUUUUUGACAUUUCGGGAAAAUUAUCGUACAUUUUUUUACAUAAUUAAUACAAUAAUAAAGUGUAGUUUUAUAUUAAAGUUUUAAUAAAAGAAAACGUGCUAUUUUUAUACAAAAUUUUAAUGAUUUUAUUCGCAUUUUAUGGAUUUUUUGUUUACAUUUGUGUUUGUUCACAUUUUGCCUGAUUUUAGUUGUUUUUAUUGUAUACAUAUUGUGAAAGAAAAAUGUAUAAAAUUGAAGAAGCAUAUAAAAAAGAGCAAGCAAAGAAUAAAAUAAGCAGAGAGUGAGAGUAACAAAAUAAUAAAAAUACAACAAAAAUUUAUAACAAAAAAAUAUUUAUAAAGAUAAAUAAAAUCCAAAAAAAUAUUAACGUAAAUAAAACUGUGAUUGUUUUUCUUAAGUGAAAUUAAUUUUUAUAAUAAUAAUAAAAAAACAAGUGCCAAUUAUUUUUGUAUUAAAAGAAAAUAAACAAAAUUAAAAUUUAUUAUUAGUUGCCAAUUUAAUAAUAAGCAGAAAAAUACGAACAAUUUAUUAAAAGGCAACCUGACAAAAUGGCGUGUUUACACUUACGGUCAAAGACAAGAGGAAACAACAAAAUACAGCUGCAUUGGCGGCUGUCAUUAACAAUGUUAAUAAUGCUCUCAACAUUGGGCGGCUGCUGGGGCCAUCUGAAUUUGUAUCUUAAUUCUCAGGAAGUAAUGCGUUUAUUAGGUGUUUCCGCUGAAGUUUAUUACGUACGUGAUGGCCACAUUAAUAACUAUGCCUUAAAUUUUAUUGUGCCUGUGCCGGCCAAUGUGCGUGACAUAAGUUUCACUUGGCAAAGUCAAGCCGGCCGACCUCUGCCCUACAGCAUUAAUGUGGUGACCUCUGAUCAGGCGGUGUUGCCGCGUCCCACCAUGAAUAUUUCCCAAAUAGGCGAAAUACCAAUUAAAGUCCAGACUUUCUCCAUAGGUCUUAAGUGUUCUGGUAUACGGGCCGCAGAAGUGGAUAUAACCAUCUCCAUAGAAGUGAUAUUGAAUAGAGCGUUAAAUAAUGUAACACAUUUGGUGUUUAGAAGAAAAAAGAUAUGUUUGUUGGCUGAAGAAGAAGAAACGGAUUUGGAUGAUCCUUUGCUGUUGGAAACGGUAGUGCCACCACCUACUGGUUUUAUAACUUUGGUAGUAGGCUGUGUUUUGGCUUUAGCUUUGGUGUUAAUACUGCUUUUGGCGGCAUAUUGCGUGCGUGGCUCGACAAAGCGUCAAAAUCAUGGCGGCGGCCAACCCAUGAGAACUUCCAGUUUCCAAAGACUCAAUACCAAUCCUCCCUGCCAAACGGCUUCCUAUAUAACACCCUCUAUUAUAGCACCCAUACACACCACUCUACCACGUAAAAUCGAACCCCAACAUCCCGAGGAGUUACAUCGCCGCAUUUCAGAAUUGACUGUGGAACGUUGCCGUGUCCGUUUGUCGAGUUUGUUGCAAGAAGGCACAUUCGGUCGUGUUUAUCGUGGCAGCUACAAUGACAGUCAGGAUGUUUUAGUCAAAACUGUAGCUCAACAUGCCAGCCAAAUGCAAGUGUCUUUAUUGCUGCAAGAGGGCAUGUCUUUGUAUGGAGCUUCUCAUCCUGGUAUUUUGUCUGUGUUGGGUGUUUCAAUUGAGGAUCAUACCACACCAUUUGUUCUGUAUCCUGCCAUGAAUAAUACAAGAAAUUUAAAACAGUUUUUAUUGGAUCCCUCGUGUGCACGCACCAUCACCACCAUCCAAAUCGUAAUGAUGUCUUCCCAUUUGUCCACUGCCUUAAGUCAUUUGCACAGUCAUGGGGUGGUGCACAAGGAUAUAGCGACAAGAAAUUGUGUUAUUGACGAUCAACUGCGCGUUAAAUUAUCCGACAGUUCUCUAUCGCGAGAUUUAUUCCCAGGUGACUACAAUUGUUUGGGUGAUAGUGAAAAUCGUCCAGUUAAAUGGAUGUCAUUGGAAGCACUACAGCAUAAGCAAUUUGCAGAAGCCAGUGAUUCCUGGGCCUUUGGUGUGCUAAUGUGGGAAUUAUGCACAUCAGCCAAGCAGCCGUAUGCCGAAGUGGAUCCCUUCGAAAUGGAACAUUAUCUCAGAGAUGGCUAUAGACUGGCGCAGCCAUUCAAUUGUCCCGAUGAGCUAUUCACCAUUAUGGCUUACUGUUGGGCACUCUUACCAGCCGAACGUCCAUCAUUUUUACAAUUACACGCCUGCCUCUCUGAAUUUUAUGCUCAAAUUACACGUUAUGUGUAGUUCCAUCGUCCUACCAUCCAUAACAUCCCCUCCUAACCCCAUCAAAUGGACAAGUAAACUUUCCAUUCUCGCAUCUAUUAAUUAAGUUAAGUGAAAAAACAUUCUCCUAUAAAUAUAAAAAUCAUUGUUGUUGUUUUAAUAUUACAAAUAUAGUAUAUUGUAUAAAAAUUAUAAAUAUUAUUUAAUAAAAUAAUUAAGUAAUACCUAGUAAUAGUAAUAAUAAUAUUAAUAAUCAGUUGUUUAUAUUGCCAAAAUUAUAUUUUAAGUUUUAAAAUCAAGUACCACUUAAAAAACAUUAAACAAACCAACAAAUAAAUAAAUAAUAUACAAAUGUAAUAUAGUAAUAAGAGGAAAUAAAACAAUUUUUCGACAAAAUAUGCAAAUUUUAA